Effrenium voratum is the source of this 309-nucleotide messenger RNA. NCBI's taxonomy places the organism in Eukaryota, Dinophyceae, Suessiales, Symbiodiniaceae. The record is from the annotation of a GenBank genome assembly.
AUGAGCAAUGUGCUAUCGGACACGGCCUUGACCGGAGUCACUGUGGUUCAUGCUGAACUUGGCGUGGGCAAGUCCGUUGCUGUGGCUUUGGCCAUGCUUGGAUGGGCCAAAGACAACCCACAGUGCAUCACUGUUUUGGUCAGGCAGGAUUUGGCGCGUCUCAAGGAUUUCUUCAAUGUAGCAGACAUAAGCUUUGUGCCACGUGUUGCAGAACUCAUUUUUUCAAUCUUGUUUGACGCUGGAGUUCGCUUGCAGCUGAUUUGGACAACAUCUUUGAUGACGAACUGGGUGGAGAUGGGAAGAUGUUGA